CCACAGAGUGGGUCUGCAGUCGAUUACACCCUGAGAGGCAGUGCCGUGAGCGCAGCGACAGUGAGCAGGGCCACCGGCGAAGUCAUGGAGGCCGAGCCGAGGGGACGGGGUGUUGGGGAUGGCCCCAGGCUUCUGGGGCACUACUGAGCACCGUGUGAGACUGGGCGCUGCAAGCCAGUCUGCACUGACUUCUCCUGCCUGCAGGCAGAAUGUAUACGCUGCUGUCGGGCUUGUACAAGUACAUGUUCCAGAAGGACGAGUAUUGCAUCCUGAUUCUGGGCCUGGACAAUGCUGGGAAGACGACCUUCCUGGAGCAGUCGAAAACCCGCUUUAACAAGAACUACAAGGGCAUGAGUCUAUCCAAGAUCACCACUACCGUGGGUCUAAACAUUGGCACCGUGGAUGUGGGGAAGGCUCGCCUCAUGUUCUGGGACUUAGGGGGGCAGGAAGAGCUGCAGUCUUUGUGGGACAAGUACUAUGCAGAGUGCCAUGGCGUCAUCUAUGUCAUUGACUCCACCGAUGAGGACAGGCUAGCAGAAUCCAAGCAGGCCUUUGAGAAGGUGGUGACGAGUGAGGCGCUGUGUGGUGUCCCUAUCCUGGUGCUGGCCAACAAGCAGGAUGUGGAGACUUGCCUGUCAAUCCCUGACAUCAAGACCGCCUUCAGUGACUGCACCUGUAAGAUUGGCCGGCGGGACUGCCUGACUCAGGCCUGCUCUGCCCUCACUGGCAAAGGGGUGCGUGAGGGCAUUGAGUGGAUGGUGAAGUGCGUCGUGCGGAACGUCCACCGGCCACCGCGGCAGAGGGACAUCACAUAGGCACGGCAGGCCGUGGCUGGGGCAGCUCGGCCCCUUGUGCCAGAGGAGCGGGCUUCCUGCCAGCUCCCUCAACGCCCACCCUGGGACGUGGGUUUGCUUUGCUUUUUGGUUCUUCCAUUUGUUUUGUGUUUUCUUGAAGACAAACUUUCCUGUGUCUGGAAAAGUACAGGCGUCCAGAGGCUUCUGCAGAGGGAGUUGGGCAAUGGGGCCCUCCCAGGCCCUUUCCGGGGUGGGAUCUGAGGGGGACCUGGUUGGAAAUGGGAGUCCCUUCCUCUGAGUGGCACUGUGAGCUGCCCCGGGGCCCUUGUGAACUCCUGGAUCAGCUCCCUUCCUUGCCCAGUGAAGCCACAGCUGUGCUCUGGUCUCUGCACCCUGUGAUUCUGGAAGUGGUCUGGGAGCUGGCCUCACUUUGGGAAAGACCUGCUCAUGUGCCCAGAGGCCAGCUGGGUGCUGGGUUCUGACAGCCUCAGGACAGCACUGAGGAGGCCUGAGAGGAAGAUGUAGCCCCAUGCUGGUCCAACAUUGCCUCAUUUUAAUCCCCAGGGAAGGGGGAAAGCUGGGAGGUCUUGCUGGGGGAGUUUUUAUCAACCUGGGCAAGUUGGGUGCUGUUUGUGGGCGCCCAGAGCCCUCUGUCAGCCACGCGUGUCUGUGGCCAGCUCAGCUGGUGCCGUGGGCCCCACUGGGUGGUAGCCUGGGCACACUUUUUUGGGGUAGGUGGGGGGCCACCUAUCCUACCAUGGGGCCAAGGUCAGUCUUGUGCUGGGCCUGCACUGAGUUGGGGCCUCCCAGGUGCCCUUAUGCUGACGGAGCAGAGGCCCUCCAAGUGAGGUGGGUUCUAGGACCGACCUCACAGCCUCCACCUGACUGGGCCAAGUGUCUGGCUAUACUGGGCCAAGUGGCUGUGAGCAGUUAACUGCUGUCCUGAGUGUCCAGGCAUGUGUGCACAAUAAAGGCAUCUCAUUGGCUCCUG
This is a messenger RNA of Carlito syrichta (Philippine tarsier), 1785 nucleotides long. RefSeq names its product ADP ribosylation factor related protein 1 (gene ARFRP1). NCBI's taxonomy places the organism in Eukaryota, Metazoa, Chordata, Mammalia, Primates, Tarsiidae. Gene Ontology annotation, biological process: Golgi to plasma membrane protein transport; intracellular protein transport; protein localization to organelle. The coding region runs from base 210 to 815 and encodes 201 amino acids. Gene Ontology annotation, molecular function: GTP binding; GTPase activity. The transcript has 7 exons. Gene Ontology annotation, cellular component: Golgi apparatus. The record is from RefSeq and is a predicted model, not a curated record.